AUGAUGAUCAAUGUGCAGAAUGUUUCCGCCACCUCGGCCAUCGUCAGCUGGCCCUCCAUGCCUGGCUGUGUGGACACCUUUUACAGUGUGAUGUACCAUCCCAACUGGAACAGCCUUAUGAUGGGCUACACACGCAAGAGCUUCAUGAGGGAAGAGAGGAUUCCAGUAAGCCAGACAACAACGCACCUGGGCAAUCUCAGCCCCCAGACCACCUACAUCCUCUGUGUCACCUGCCAAUCUGCAAAUCCUACAAGGGACCAGUGCCAGCUUUUCAGCACCUUGGAUGAGGGCGCAGAUCGUGGGGGAAGCCGCAGGGAGCUGGCUAUGGGUGUGUGGCUGGCCAGCAGCAUUCUGCUCUUCAUCAUCGCUGUGGUUCUGCUCUGGGCCUGCCUUCACUCCAUAUGCCCAGCAAAGAGGCACUCUGAGGGGGGAAGUCGGCCAGGGUCCACCCCACCCAGCCAAGCUCUGACGCCCAGGAAUGAUUAUGGGACAAGGGAAGGCAGAGAGAGUCUGUACACACCAAGCUACAGCGAGGAAGACUCCCAGCAGGCAACAGUGAUAGAGAACCCUUUUCACACUGAGCAUGGAGGAGUACCCGUCAACGGACAGAGCCAUGAGCUCAAGACACUUGGAAACAAACAAAACGGCGGCCCUGAGUUGGCCUGAACUAAAAUAGCCACUGCUGUGCUCUGGACAUUAUGAUCAUUCAAAGAUAAUCAUUGUGUUACGUGGGGCUGCUAAUGCUUCAUAAUUUUGGUCAAUUUCAAAUCCCAAGAUAGAAAGAACAUGAAUCCCAUCAAACUCAAAUGCAGCCUUUUUGCAGUAACAAAACAAGAAGUUUAAAACAAAUAGCAGGCAAACCAUCAUUUAGUCCAUGAUAAUUGCAAGGUCUACAAUGAGUCUGUACACAUAUAUAUGUAUAUAAUUCCAUGCAUUCGCCUAGCUAAGUAAUAUCACAUCUGCCACAGCUACAACAGACAGAUUCUACAAAACAUCCUUAAACUGCAUACAGUCCUAUGGCUUUCUGCAAAUGUAUUAGACAUAUGACAACAAAAGGACAACUUGAUGGCUGUCUUUGGCAUACUCGGGUGCCAGGGAAAUCUUUAUCCAUCCUCUCAAACCCACAUGAAAAGGUAGGUGGCCUUGUAACGUUUCUCAAGUCUAGUGAAGCAACUGUAUAUUAAUGCUAAAGUAACAUUCUGACACUGGUGUAUUGAAAUAAUGUGACCUAUACAUGGCCAUGAUUAUUGCACCC
Messenger RNA from Colossoma macropomum (tambaqui), 1255 nucleotides. Its product is annotated as fibronectin type III domain-containing protein 9. The record is from RefSeq and is a predicted model, not a curated record. The transcript has a single exon. Bases 1 to 666 code for a protein of 221 amino acids. NCBI's taxonomy places the organism in Eukaryota, Metazoa, Chordata, Actinopteri, Characiformes, Serrasalmidae. Gene Ontology annotation, molecular function: protein binding.